Molecule: messenger RNA, 3189 nt
Organism: Durusdinium trenchii
Lineage: Eukaryota; Dinophyceae; Suessiales; Symbiodiniaceae
Source: the annotation of a GenBank genome assembly
CCAAAUUGUUUUGCGGGAUUUGCCUUUACGUUUCUUUGCCUCUACCCAAGGCCCAAGGUGAUCGUUUCACCGAGCAGAAGCAACAAUCCAUGGGACUGGAAGAGGAACACCGACAUGGACUUGUUGAAGGAAGCUUCCAAACCACCUAUAAUUGGUGUAUGUUUGCAACUAGUCCGACUGCAGGCUUCCCUCUGAAGCUUCCGAUGCUCCAAUUGACAAACAUGCUCGUAAAGCAAAUUGCAAGGGCCAAGCAAUGUCGAGGCUUCUUCCAUCUUCUUCCAGCUGUCCAAAACCAUACAUAUCUGACCAACACAAAAAAAGGAACAUCACCAAUGUGCAUCCCGAAUUCAGCUCACGCACUGAGACGAUGUUUGAGAGGCUGCGGAGAGGCUCUGCUCCCACACCUCUUCCUGGCAGCCCAGCUGAGGCUACCUGCUCAAGCCCCAGGUUGAGGAGUUCUUGCAUUUCUGCGAUCACAAGGCGCGGUGGUCGUUGUCUCAUCCACAGAUCGUGACCAAGGCGAAGGAUGGCACGCUCAUCGAUGACUAUCGACAGGCCUAUGGCUGGCUGCGGCAGAACACGGCCUCCGACGCACGGAUCAUGGCCUGGUGGGACUAUGGUUAUCAAAUCGCCGGGCUGGCCAACCGCACCACCUUGGCCGACGGUAACACCUGGAACCACGAGCAUAUCGCCCUCCUGGGCCUGGCACUGUCCUCGCCGCAAGGGGAAGCCCACAAGAUCGCUCGACACUUGGCUGACUAUGUCUUGGUUUGGUCCGGCGGCGGUGGGAAGGACGACGUGGGAAAGUCGAAGCACAUGGCGCGCAUCGCCAACAGCGUCUACCGAGGCCACUGCAAUGAGGACGACUGCGAUCAGUAUGGGAUCUUCCCAGACGGCAAGCCGAGCAAGAUGAUGGAAGCAUCCUUGGUGUAUCGUCUCUGUGGCCGCGGGUCCCUGGACGAGCGCCUCUUCCGCGAGGUCUACGUCAGCCACCACCGCCGCGUCCGCGUGGCGCAGGUCCUCGACGUCUCUGCCUCGUCGCGGCGCUGGGCGGCGAGCGCGGAGGCCAAGCGCUGCGACGCGCCGGGAAGCUGGUAUUGCCCUGGCAGCUAUUCGCGCGGGCUGCAAGAGCUCUUUGAUCCAAAUGCCACCCAUCAGGAGGCGUUGGACUAUCAAGCAGCCUACGCGACGCGCGUGCAGGAGCAGCUGAAGGAGAAACCAUUACCCAAUCAAGAGGGUUUGCCUCCAGGGAGCUACUUGGAUUCUUGUCGAGGCUGCUUGAUCUCGGGCACCAGACUCACCUGCAGCCACUGCCGAGCGCCUGGGUCGCCGUCCAUUGCCUCAAACUUGGAGUACCAGAAGUGCCCUUUGCCUCAGAUCAACAACAUCCAGGGCCGCUUGCAGUGCGAGCCCAAGCCCAACGCAGCGUCCAUUCCUCGCGGCGGCUACCAGCGAAGCUGCAAGGGCUGUGACAUGCAGGGCGAUGUGCUCCACUGCAGCCAUUGUGGCACAGCCUCCGGCAACCAGGUGCCCGCCAGCUUCGAGGUCCUACGCUGCCCAGCACCUGCUGAACUGGACAAUGACAAUGGCCGGCUGACGUGUCGAGGUGUCCCCAACGACCUCGCCUGCCCGCCUGGGCCAUAUCUGAAGUCCUGUCAAGGCUGCCGCUCCGAGGCUGGACACGUCUCCUGUGCCUUGUGCCGCCGGGCAGACGGGCGACAGGUGGCGGCGGAGGCAGCUGCGGGGCGCUGCCGGUGGCCGGCGCAGCUGGAAAACCAGGAUGGAGAGCUUGUUUGUAGCGGCUCGCUGGCUGGACCCUACAAGCAAAGUUGCUCCAAGUGUCAGCAGCUGGACGAUGUGUUGAGCUGUGAAUGCGCCAAGUCGGAUGGGCAGCGCUUGGUCAGCAGCUAUGAAGUGUCGCGAUGCCAAAGUCCUGCAGAGCUUCACAAUCGAGAGGGCAAGUUGACCUGUCAAGGCGUGCCCAAUGGCCGGCGACUUCCACCGGGCCCCUACCUGGAGAGUUGCGAAGGGUGCCACGUCUUCAAGGAGACCUUGCACUGUAGUCAUUGUCUCAACGCUGAGGGCCUGCAGCUGAAAAGUUCUUUGGAGGUAGCAGCCUGCUUGUCGCAACAGCGGAAACCCGAGAACGUCAACGGUGCUCCCAGCACCGGUGGGCGAUGGCCGGUGUUGGCCCGAGGUUGGGCCAUGGACACACAGUGCGGGGCCACAGUGGACUGGGCCAUGCUACAGGCCCUGGCGGCCUUGGACGAUGCCACGCUGCUCACAGUGCCUUGGACGCAUCGUCCCGCUGCGGCGCGGACGCGGCGCGGACGAGUGGCACGGACUGCCGAGUGGCACGGCCGACCCGAGCUGGCGCCCGGCGUCGUCAACGGCGCGGUGCCGGCGCCGUCCUCGGCGCCGAAGUACAAAGGGGACCUCACCUAUGCCCCGGCGGACUCCUUGACCAAGCGCCGCGCGCAGGGGCCUCGGCCCGCGACGGGGCGCAUCAAGCAGGUCACAGGCGCCACCGGCGUGGGCUUCAUCGACUGUCCGGAGCUGAAGGUGGGAGCCUUUCCCAUUGGCACUGAAGUGAAUUUUGCCAUCUUGCUGAGCAAGGACAGUAAACAUGUGAUGCGAAACGACAUGAAGCCUCAGGCCUUCGACCUGCAACCGACAGUCCUGGUCUUGGCUGAUGUGAGCAGUUUUGGAGUUCAUGCAUACUUAUUUGGCUAUGGCUAUGGGAAUUGGGCAGCUGCCCCUGACAUGGGAUUGAGAUAUAAAGAACAUGACAACUUUGUGAGUGUCACCGCGAGCCCGAUGGAGAUUCCGGGUGAAAGAGCUUUGGUGGCCGAUGGCUACUGGUGCGCCACACUAGGCCCUUUGCUGAUUCUGAAGCCUCCGAUCCUGGAAAAGCACCUCUGGCCGAUUCCAUCGCAGGCCUUGCGCAGCUUGGACGUCAACACUGGGCCGCUCGGAGUGCUCACCACGCUUUGGGGCACGCUGCUGCUGCACGAGCCGCUCAAGGCUCGCCUGGGGCACGAGCGGGUAUUGAAGGGCGUGUGCGGCAUCAACGUGGCGGCCAGCUGCGGCCUGGCGGCGCUGACCUUCUUGGCGCCUUCCCGGCUUUUGUUGGCCGGUCUGGCUGCACAAGUGGCUGGAUUCGCAGCCUGGCAGGCCACUAGCUGCUAG